Molecule: messenger RNA, 5700 nt
Organism: Frieseomelitta varia
Lineage: Eukaryota; Metazoa; Arthropoda; Insecta; Hymenoptera; Apidae
Gene: dy
Exons: 3
Coding region: 2242-3993 (583 amino acids)
Source: RefSeq, a predicted model, not a curated record
AUGGAAAGUUUAUUUUAUACGCGAACAAGAGACCCUCAUCAUAAUACUCAUAACACUCGCUACGUUUAAUGUUCGACACUAUGUCGUAAUUGUCAUUUUAAUCUGAUUUAAGGGUAUAUAAAAUACCUAUUUCGCAACGUGUCAAUUAUAACGGCAGAAACGUAUACCGUGUACGAGGGGCAAUGGCUUAAUGCUGUUCCAAACUCUGCAUUUUACGAUUCUGUGUAUUUGAUAAAUCACGUCUUGAAGGAUGAUGCGCUAUUCAGUCGCGUGGUGAAGUAUGGCUGAUGGUUGAUCUCUGUGCCACUAACGUUGUAGUGCUCGCACAGACGUAAAAAUGAUGAAACCAUCGAAUUACAACGUAUGAUAUAUUUUAUUUGUAUCGUAAAUUUAAUGUAAAUACGCAGGAAAGAAAUUGUAGGUAUUUUGUGUAAAUGCAACUGUAAAUAAAUUAAUCAAGCGACAGCGUAAUCGCUUAUUAACGAUAUUGUCAUUCCGACAGCGGCGUGCACAAAACUAUUGUUUGUGAUCUCGUAGUAAUCAGUAAUCAUGUAAUAUAUUAAUGUAUCAAUAGUGUAUUCAUGUAUGGAAAUGUGUCUGUUUUUUUAAGUUGCCGUCACAACAAUAUACAUAAAAUUUACAUUAAUCAUCAGAGAUGUUUCUUUUCAUCUAUCGGACCAUCGCAUUCAUAUUUCUCCUAAUCUCCGUUCGUUUCUUUCUGCCUACGUAGUGGUUUGUUGAAAUUUUCUAUUGUAAAAAUUGUGAAAGCAAACAGUUAAUGAACAAAAUUUAGUCUAGUAUUGCUUGUAUUGUCAGGAAAUUCCGCCUCUGGCCAUACCCACGGAGGAGAAUCCGAACAAUGAUCGUUGCUAAUAAGAUUCUAUCCAUUGUUACAUACAUCUAUAGGUCAGCAAUGCGUGUGCGGUCAGUCGGUCGGUCGGUCGGUCGGUCGACCGACCGGCCGGUUGACUGUCAACUGAUUCACCCAUUUACAACGUUCGUAUUGGUUUGGAUGCGCAAUACGUGCAAACAUUGUCCUGGGUAAUUGUGUACUAAACAAUUAAAAGCUUCGUGUGAAAUAAAACAGGUGAACAGUACUAUAAAGCGUUACAUGGCUGCUCCCGACCUUGGUAGUACUCAAACCGUGCGAAAAAUUGGAAUUUUGGUAAUUAAUAAAUCUGUUAAUUAACAAAUAAGACGAGGAAGACGUUGUUUAUUGAAAAGAGAGAGCAACAAAAAUAUAUUUCUUCUAUUUAACAGCGCGAGUUUCAUAGUACAAGUACAAUGAGAAUACUAGAAACAUUCGCUUGGACGUAGCUAUGCACGCGAUGCUAUCAAGAGCGGAGAAUUCCUUGGAUUGUCUGGAAUUGCCCUACGCAUCAGUCUCUCCCACGUCUACGAGACUCAGCCGUUCCAUGAACUACACAAAGUUCACCUGCACGGUAGCAGAGACCCACUGAAAGAUGUUAAAGACGUAUGGUUGCCGCAGCGUCGUAUGUCCGACAAGCCGCACGCAUACACGCGACGACGUGAUCAUCGGGAAGGACAAGAACAACAAAUAGGAGCACCACCGCGACCACGUCUACCGAGAGUCGUGGUCGUGGUCGUCAGAAGUGUGGUUCGAACGAGAAGAGAUAUCCUCCGGUUCAUGAGGGACCUAUAUAACUGUACUGUGUGUCUGGGUCAGGGGGCGGGCCGCCACGUUUAUAGUAUACUCUCUAUAUCGGACAGGUGUACCCCAUUCCGACUCCACGAGUUCUCGCGUGCACCAUCGCGAGCCACAGCCAGGCUGCAACGUGUCUUUCCUAGCUGCCGUGACAGAUAUUGCGGCGCAUCGCGGUAAACACGAAGAGAUCAGUCGCACGGGGAGCUCCCGUGGACACUUAACGAGCCGUUUCUGAAGAGAGCCACGAGUCAGCCGCAACUGGCUUUACAAACGUCUCUCGGGUCCUACCUUCACGCGCCGUUUGUCGGUUUCGUCCUCGUUUUCGCCACUGAAAUCGGUCGAGAUCAAUUGUCUGUGCUUUAGAGAGCCUCCGACCGCGCGGGCACGCGGAGAUUUCUUGGCACAUGGUGCUUCAAUCAGUGCGGUGCUUUGCUCGAACCCUCCUUCUCUUUCUCGUCGCGCAUCUUUGACACGGAAUCUGGCAAAGAGAAGUCUGUUCAUCUGCUUUUGACACCUGCUUUCCGAUUGGAUAAACCGGUACGGUUAGAAUACCUCACCGUGGACGCUAACACGGUAUGCGGUGGCGAAUCUUCAUUUUAGCCUGUCUCCUACUAAAGGGGCUGGCACGAACGGAGGAUGUGGAGGUAGUGGAGGCAAUCCCCGGAGAGGACAACCGAAACGAUAACUCAGCCUUGAAUCGUCAGGACAACGACAUAAACACGUCGGACCAAUUGGCGUUAGAAUCGCUAGGUGAGAAGGAUGCCGGCGGUAAUCAUUAUAAACCGGGUGGUCUCCGAGGGCAUCCCCUCCCACUUCCGCCAAGUCGCGGCGGGCUGGGACUGCCGCAUCCAAGACCACACCAUAACGUCGCGUAUCACGGGCCACCGCCGCCCUUGCCGCCGUCCAAGGCCUCGUCGUCGGAGGCGAUCGACAAGAUCUACACGACGGGUGGUGGCAUCAGUACAGCGGUAGGUGCAGAACCCUGGCCAGCACCCACGCCAGACAUGCCGAAGAUCAUUUCCUUAGACGUGAAGUGCGAGAAAAGUCUAAUGAAAGUUUAUCUCGGCUUCGACAAGCCGUUCUACGGUAUAGUUUUCAGCAAAGGGCAUUACAGCAACGUUAACUGUGUGCACUUACCAGCAGGCCUAGGGCGCACCUCGGUUAACUUCGAGAUUAGUAUUCACGCGUGCGGCACAGCUGGGAAUACAGAGAACGGUUUGUACGGGUACGGCGCGGAGUCCGGGUCGGGAACGUACUUCGAGAACAUUAUCGUCGUGCAGUAUGACCCGCAAGUUCAGGAAGUUUGGGAUCAGGCGCGAAAGUUGCGGUGCACUUGGCACGAUUUGUACGAGAAGUCCGUCACGUUCCGUCCGUUUCCCGUCGACAUGCUGGACGUGGUGCGCGCCGACUUCGCCGGCGACAACGUCGGCUGCUGGAUGCAGAUACAGGUCGGCAAGGGACCAUGGGCGUCCGAGGUCUCCGGAUUGGUGAAGAUCGGCCAAACGAUGACGAUGGUGCUCGCGAUAAAGGACGACGAUUCCAAGUUCGACAUGCUCGUGAGAAAUUGCAUGGCCCACGAUGGCAAACGGGCUCCGAUUCAACUGGUCGAUCAGAGGGGUUGCAUCACCAGGCCGAAGCUCAUGUCGCGGUUCACCAAGAUCAAGAACUUCGGCGCGUCCGCCUCGGUCCUCUCCUACGCCCAUUUCCAGGCGUUCAAGUUCCCCGACUCGAUGGAGGUGCACUUCCAGUGCACCAUACAGAUAUGUCGGUACCAAUGUCCCGAGCAAUGCUCCGAGUCUCCGUUGUUGCUGGAGUCGCAGGGUCUCUUGGAGAAUCAUCAUCCUCCGUCGAGCGGACAUCCCGAUUCCGGCUACGGUCUUCCGCCGCCUAUUCCGCUUCCCUUGGAAGCGUAUUUGCAGGCGGCCGCGGGACGUCCUCGCGACGAGAGACGACGAAAAUCGCGAGAGAUAAUGCCGACACCUCAGAAGGCGGUCGGUGUCAAUCGCAUAAUACGCGUUGUUUCCACCGGCGACCUGACAUUCUCCAUUGACGAGUCGAACAACGGGGAACCGAGUGGAUCGACGAUGAUCUUCCCCGUACGUAACGAGAACACGAGCGCCAGCGCAGCUAUGAUCUGCAUGACUACACCAGGUUUCGUCGUUACCCUCAUAGUGCUCCUCGCCGUGUUGCUAUUCUCGUGUAUACUUUCCACCUACCUCUGUCUACGCCUAAGACCGUUCUCAGGAAAAGCUAGGAAAGCCGCGGCGUAUUGCAACGAGGAACAAAGUACGCCUAAAAAGUCGACCAGGACGUGCUUUUAUUCAUAGAUGGAAAAAAAAAAAAAAAAAAUGAAAAAAAGAAAAGAAAAAGAAAUCGGUCGUAACAUCUUUCGAAAGAUCUGCACGUCGCGCUGUCGAUCGGCUCUACCUUUGCGCAGAGAACCUUCGUAUCGAGCGGGUUCCUUCCCACAGACUAGUUUCACUAUUUUCAUAGCGUUGAAUUAUUCGAUCGAACCACGAUGAGUUACGAAACUAGACGCGCACUGUUUUAUUUAUUUUUUUUUUUUUUGUUUUUAAGUUAUUUCGACGAUGCGGGAUUGCUCAAGAAACCAGCUGCCGAAUCUUUUGCGAACUGCAAAAGCGUUCGUUCUGGUGAUUUACUCGUUAGUUGUUGUUUCAUAUUUAUUUUCUGACCGAUUUACGUUUAAUCCUGUCGUUGGAUGUCGCAGAAACCGGUACUCUUGGUCGCGCCGUUGCAGGUAUCCUAGAGGCUACAGAAUGUUGCAAGCACAAUUCCGUCGUACGUCGACGCGUAUCGGACAGAGUAUCGUAUUGUUAAAUGAAAUUAAAAUAUAAACAGAUGCUCUUCGCCACGUGUACACCAUUAUUCGAUCGACCAGUUAUGGAUUUGUGCUUCGUCGUGAUGAAACUUACGCUCAAGCCGUUGCUGGCGACUAUGUAUGUAUAGACACUCUGAAAAUUUAGUCAAAGAUAAUCAAAUGUUCUGCCCUUGCGACUUCUUCGAUUACGAAUCGUCUCGGGACCAUGGUACUUGGGUAUUUUUUCAUUUUCUUCUUCCAAUUAACCGUUACCCGUCACAUACUGAUAAUGUGUAACUCGAUACAAUUAAGGCUGAAACACGACAAGAAAGAGAAACUAUUGUUGAUAAUAUUAUUUCGUUUUAAUAUCAUUUCUAUCACGAAGCUAAUCUCUCGAUUUUAAGAAUUUUUAUGUUAUAAGUUAACAAUAAACAAGAUACGUUCCGCUUCAGUGAAGUGGACACUUUUUGUGCGUUAGUUUAUGUAUGCACGCGCUGCCAUGUAACGAAGUUCUUUCUAUUUAAUUAGAACAUCUUUAUCUGAAACAUCGUAUUAUGCGAUUAUGCGUAUUAUGCGGUAGAACGUCGAUUAUCUUUUGGUAAACGAUUCGAAGCUUCUCGUACAAUUAAGAAUAAAGUGACCGUCAGCGAUACACAGCAGCAGCAACGCAAUUUUUAUUGCGCAAAAGACCUUAAUUGCAGAGUAUAAGAAACGAACGAAGUAUAGCUAAGUUUCUAAAUAUUCUAAAUACUUGGAGAGCAUUUACUUCUUCCUGAACUUUCAUCCAUUUUGACAUUCGACGAAUUUUAAAUUUCCCCUCCUUCGUUUGAAAAAAAAGGAAAAAAAUAGAAACGUUCUAAUUUAUCAAGAUUGAUAUUUUUGAUUUAGAUUUCAUUGUUAUCUAGAAAUGUAACGCAACCGUGUGUUUUAAAGCAUAAAUGGUCUCGAUACGCAACACCUGAAUUUUGAUAAUCGACGUUUCACCGUAUAUACAAAUUGAAAUCGACAUUAUGUAAAAUCAUGGACAAUAAAUGACAAAUUGGCAUUACUGCGUAAUAUGUUUUCUAAUUAAACGAUGUUCGACGAAUGAAACGAUUUUGGUAAUUACACGAAUGAGGGAAAUUGCAACAAAGCGUUGAUAUGUCAAAUGUAUAAAGGAAAUAGUCAGUAGCUUGUAAUAGCACGCGAAACAUUAUAAUAUAAUAUUUAAUAUUAA